UAACACAUAUUUACGAUAUAUAAUUGCUUACCCCAAACACUUGUGGUAACAUAUACGUUUAAAACGACAGUUGUUAAAGCGAUUUAUUGCCUUUUGACAACGAUCCUAUUUUGAAAUCAUAUAAUGUAUGAAUACACACGACUCCAUAAUCAAAUAUAUUCUGGAUUUUAAUCUGAUGUUUAAAACGAAACGAAAUUUAAAGCGUGUACAUGAAAUAAUUCACUAAUCCGUCGCAUGUUAUCAUAUGUAGUACAUUGUAUAUAAUCAUUAUUCGACACGUGCACUAUCUAUUAUCUAAUACCAAUGCGUCUGAAAUACCGUAGCAUUGUGUUUUCACAGUUGAACGCGAAGAACUGAGUUCGGGAUAUUUAAAUGUUGCAUUUGCAAGCAUGACUUUAUCAAAAACGUUGGUAUUUAUAUUUGAUUAUAAAUUUGACCUUGACACCCAACUUCCUUUAGAGGCGAUGUUGUUAGAAGGGAAGCCGCUUGUAGAUAUAGCCACACCUGUUGGUAGCUUGUCAGAAACUAGGGUAAUUUGACAGAAUCCCAGCGUUAAGAGACCAGAACGACAGGACUACUCAACAUUUGUGGAAUCUCGCCGAGUUUAUCUCAAAGCAAGGAUUACAUUUUGAACACAACAGACAACAGAUAGUCAGAGUAAUUCGGGGUCACUCGUACACAGACACCAGCGAUAAGGCUAUACAUGAUGAAGGGCCGUAUAGCAGUUAUACUGCUGUUGUUAUCAUAUGUAACGGAGGUGGUACCGAGGUCUUGUAGAAAGUAUGCCAACCAAGUACUUCUGGUAUCCAUGGACGGCUUCAGAUACGACUACCCGGAGAAAGUGUCAACGCCCAACUUUGAUAGAAUGGCGAGGAAAGGUGUGCGGGCGGCUUAUGUAAACAACACUUUCACUACCAAGACAUUCCCGUCACAUUACAGUAUUGCUACAGGUUUGUACGAUGAAAGCCACGGGAUUGUUGGUAAUCAUAUGUACGACCCAAAAUUCAACGAAAUAUUUAGUAUGCGGUCGCACGAGACAAAAUGGUGGGAUCAAGGAGAACCGUUAUGGAUAACGACCCGGAAACACGGGCUCAAAUCAGGGACGCUGUUCUGGCCCGGAAGUGAAGCCGAAAUCCAAGGUCUCCGCCCGAACACGUGGUACGCCUACAAUGAAAGUAUAUCGUUUGAUAAAAGGGUGGAUAUGGUAAUCGACAUGCUGAAGAAAGACAAAUACAACUUAGUCACAACCUACUUCCACGAACCGGACCGAACUGGUCACUUGUUUGGUCCAGAAUCGGUUGAGGUCCGUGAUAAAAUAGCGGAAAUGGAUUCACUUCUUGGCACACUGUUAGAUAAAUUAAACGCCAGUGGCCUUUUGGAUUCAGUUAAUCUGAUUCUAACCAGCGACCAUGGCAUGGCAACUACAGAUUACAACAACAAACUUGUAGACAUAUACGAUUUAGUAGAUCGAGCCAAGAUUAACUUCACAGUGGACUCAGGACCGAUCAUGCAGGUAGUUCCAGUGGCAGGGGAGGUGGCCGCAGUUGUCAGGGGUAUUAACAGGAACCCCAACUUUACAGCCUAUAGAAAGGAAGACAUACCAGAAGAAUGGCACUACAAGAACAACAGAAGGAUUAUGCCAGUAUUCGUAUUGGCUGAUGAAGGCUGGACAAUCAGUCCGAACAAGACAGAGAGCAGAAUGGAGCCCAACAAAGGAAAUCAUGGAUACGAUAAUAGCCUGAUGGUAAUGAAGCCAAUAUUCUACGCCAUUGGACCCAACAUCCGGUCAGGAAUGUCAGCCCCGCCACUAAAAUCAAUCGACAUCUACCCUAUGAUAUGUGAACUUCUUGGUAUACCGCCAUCGCCUAACAACGGUUCACUGGACAAUACUGCCAGUUUCAUCAGGUCAUUCCCAGAAGAUGAACAGAUAUGUGAUGGAACCGGCAGCAGCAGGAUCAUUAGAUAUGAAGCAAUACUUGUGUGUCUGCUACUGCUGCUCAAUGUUAUGAUUACUUAGGUUGUUUUUUUAUAUCUUGGUAAACAGAACAAUGCAUCAAAUUACCACUAUGUUCAGCUGCAAUGUGAAUACCGUAUAACGUACUCAUAUACCAAUUGAUUUAGUGUCCACAAAUAAAGUUGAUUUUAUACAAUUAUAGCUGUUCGAUUUCGGUCAAUAAAUGGCUUUAUUAACUCGAGAAAAAACAUCGCCCGAGGACGAGGUCCCAGGUUGGAUAUUUUCUCAGGUAAAUAAAGCCAUGAUUCCACCGAAAUCAAAAGUCUUUUAUAGUUUCAAUAUGAAAUGGAAAUUAAAAUAUUAGUGAAUGCAAGCAAAUGUUCCUGAAAUAGUCUACAACGUGACAAAAUAUUCAAUAAGAGAGACUACAAAUGAAAAACAUACCUUUUAAACACUACACACUCCAAACAGUUUAACUUUUCACCAAAAGUAUUUGCAAUGUAUUAAUUCAUAAGGUAAAAUGUAAAAUGUAAUCGUUUCAAAAAUUGCAGACAUUGUGCGACAAUACCAAGGGGAAGAAAUUCAUAACCUGUAAUCUGUUUGGAAAUACCCAGUCAACAGUUUUUCAUUUUUUUUAAAUAAAUACAUCUAUUAUUCUACUAUUAUUCUACUAGACUAUUAUCUAGUAUAAUACUUUUAAGUAUUUAGUUACUAUACUUUGAAAAACAAAAAUCAUUGAAGAGAUAUAAAAAAAAAACCGACUUGAACUUUAAAACUGGAUGUGAAACCAGACGUUUCCUUCAAAACGUGUAGUGUCAAACAUUUUCCGCAGAGAACUAUUUACUGUUGCCAUAUUUAAAUGGACGCUGAAUAAAUGAAUAAGUCGUCAGACCAGCCGUUCACAUAAAAAAAUUAUUAUGUCCUUUAUAUUACUGUAGCUCAUGCAGUCAAUAUCAAUGUUUUCCGCUCUGCAUCGAAUUUAAACAUGUUUAAUAUGUCAUAUUAUGUAAAUAUCUAUAAAAUGGUAGCAUGGAAAACCUAGAGCUCAAUGUGACAAAGACAAUAACGCGCUGUAUUUGUUUGUAUACAUAAGAUGAGGACCAAUCAGAAUCAAGUAGACAGGUAUGUUUCUACCUAUCAGAAAGACAUUGAAUAUUUAGGAUUCCAAUGCCAUAAUGCUAUGUACUGUUUUGUAUAUUAUCAAUACAUGUCUAGUGUAUCAUGGCGAGAUCGUCGUAUUUAAAUUACAGAAUAGUCCUUUAGUAAUGUAUAUUUAGCAGGCACGGUUUGUCCGAAAACGAUAUCAACAUGGUACUUUUGAUAUUAUAAGGGUAAAAGGAUGCGUUUUAAGCUAAGGAAUGGCAUCACAUUGCGCGUCCUCGGUACUCUAGUCGCUAUAAUCACGGUCUCUUCUCCCCCUGAAUACCCCUGGAGUAUCGAUGAUGCACAUUGCGGAAAACAUAUGAAACAUUCUCUGCUUGUAAUGCUUGAAUUUAAAUCAUUACUUCAUUUAUCAUGUGUACGUGUACUGAUAUAAAAAAAUAAAUGACAUGGUCCUAUCCUUUUUGUAUGGUGUUCCGCUAGGGCCAAAUUUCCAAUAUCGCUUCUUCGCUCCUUCGACCAAAACGCGAAGGAGCGAAAACACGAAAUACGCUCCUUCGCCAUCGUGUUUUCGCUCCUUCGCUCUUUCGCGUUUAGGUCGAAGGAGCGAAGGAGGGAUAUUGGAAAUUUGGCCCUAACGGAACACCAUAUUUUUGUACUCGUUGAUAGAUUCUUAAUCUACUUGUCGCAAAAUGAAGUGCAUAAUGUGGCUUGUAAUAUAAAUACUUCCAUAUACAUAUAUAAUGUAUAUGUUCCUUUACACUUUGCAUUAAAUGUCUUAAAAUUCAGUAAAUAUCAUUAAA
Molecule: messenger RNA, 3858 nt
Organism: Pecten maximus
Lineage: Eukaryota; Metazoa; Mollusca; Bivalvia; Pectinida; Pectinidae
Product: ectonucleotide pyrophosphatase/phosphodiesterase family member 5-like
Exons: 5
Coding region: 704-2017 (437 amino acids)
Source: RefSeq, a predicted model, not a curated record